Messenger RNA from Oncorhynchus nerka (sockeye salmon), 1277 nucleotides. RefSeq names its product inhibitor of growth protein 4-like. The record is from RefSeq and is a predicted model, not a curated record. Lineage: Eukaryota; Metazoa; Chordata; Actinopteri; Salmoniformes; Salmonidae. Gene Ontology annotation, cellular component: nucleus. The coding region runs from base 69 to 863 and encodes 264 amino acids. Gene Ontology annotation, biological process: regulation of DNA-templated transcription; positive regulation of apoptotic process. The transcript is spliced from 10 exons.
AGAUUUGAUUUCGGUUAAAACCAAAGAACACGUCCUCGCCGGAAGUUGUGUUGUUUACAUUUUCCAAGAUGGCGGCGGGAAUGUAUUUGGAACACUAUUUGGACAGCAUAGAGAACCUGCCAUUUGAACUGCAGAGGAACUUCAAUUUGAUGAGGGACUUGGAUCAACGUACGGAGGAUCUAAAGGGGCAGAUAGACUCCCUGGCAAAGGAUUACACAUCCAACGCCAGGACCCUCUCGUCUGAACAGAAGCUUACUAUUCUGAGGCAGAUCCAGCAGUCGUACAGCAAAAGCAAGGAGUUUGGGGAUGACAAAGUGCAACUGGCCAUGCAAACUUAUGAGAUGGUGGACAAGCACAUCCGGAGACUGGACACAGACCUGGCCCGCUUUGAGGCCGACCUGAAGGAGAAGCAGAUAGAGAGCACAGACUAUGAUUCCACCUCCAGUAAGGGAAAGAAAUGUGAGUCCAGGGGACUGAAAGAGAAGAAGGUGGCUAAAACUCGGUCUAAAGUGAAGAGCUCAGAUGAAGAUGGCAGUCCGAAGAGUGCACAGAAGAAAGUCAAACUUCUCCAGCCGGGGGAGUUCACUGCUCCAGUUGCUAAUUUUGGGAAUGUGCAUCCCUCUGACGUUCUGGACAUGCCAGUGGACCCCAAUGAGCCCACCUACUGCCUGUGUCACCAGGUGUCUUAUGGAGAGAUGAUUGGCUGUGACAACACAGACUGUUCCAUCGAGUGGUUCCACUUUGCCUGCGUGGGCCUGACGACGAAACCAAGAGGGAAAUGCAUGACGCAACAGGAACCGGGAUUUGUUGGACCAGGACUGCUGCUGACUGGAGGUUUUUGUUUGUCACACCGUUCUCGGUAAACCACAGACACUGUCAUGCGUGAAAAGCUCAGGUAUUGUCCACGCUGCUCUCAAGACAGAAAGAGAAAGUAAGCCCCUAAGGUAGAGGAGCCAACCGGUUGUAGAGUCAGGAUACUACGUUAGUAAUGAAGAGAAAGUAACAUGACAGUUUCUGUCCCCAGGAUAGUAUUACAUUGUUUAUCGGUCUUCUAGCAUUGAACAAUUGGUGCUUUCUUUUUUUGUUUACUUGAUUGUUCUGUCUUGGUUUAAUGCAGUGAAGGAGAUAUGUGGUUACAGAUGUAUUUAAAAAUGUUUCAAAGGUUAUGAGAGUUGAUAGGUACGAGAGUUGCUUUGUUUUUACAUUUUUAUGUUUCUAUUUUUUUGUAACUGAACAAUAAACACUAAAAUGUGACAGUUAGUGUCCAUAAUAUUGUA